GAGAGAGAGACGGAGUUAUUCACAGGCUGAAACAAAGCAGUGGCAGAUUAUCUGCACAAACGUCGGCUGAACACCGAGUGGGCGACACUUCCACCUGUGAGGUUCAGGACACACGGCCGUGAAAACACCUGUCGCCCACCUGUGUCUUAUUUCCUCCCUUUCCCGCCUUUAGAAGCAGUUCCCCCUCGGAGAAACAACCAGACUCACCUGGUUUCCUGCUUCUACUGGUCAUGACUGCUCACAGCUGCUGGUCCGUCACCGCACCAGUUAAAUGAACCCUGAGCUACUGGACCUCCUGGCGCCUCGCUCUAAGCUCUAACACCGGGUCAUGUGACUCUCUGAAGGCUAAUCACUCUGCUGAUAACCAUGAAUCGGCGGGACACUGGCGGUGGGGGCCGCAUUGUGUCUGUAACCAGUCAGCUCAUGGAGAUAAUUCAAGCUGUCAAAGUAAAUAUUUAAUCCAAUUAUUCCAAAAGAAACUAAUAAGAUUUGACAAAAUGUGGAACCUGAGGUUUGUUUGGAUGAAGAGCGUCGACGUGAAGCUUCAUGUGCUUUUUAUCACUAAAGCAAGAAGCUUUGUUUGCAGAUGUGACCUCUGCAGUAACGAGUGUGGUCCAUGCUAGCUUCUGAUUACAGUGUUUGCUAAUGUGCUAGCUCCUCACGUAAAUCCAGUCUGAUAAAGUUAAAGUUGUCAAUGUUUUUAACAAGCUACAGCUUCAUUAACAUCUGGAAACACCUGGAGAUGGUUUGUCUGCUUCACUCGUGGGAAGAUGUGAGGGAGAUUGUGUCAUGAUGAAUGAUGAAUGAGCAAAAUCUAUAAUUCAGAAUAUUCAUUUCAAAAUCAAUAAUUUUCAGUUCAGUUUUAGAUUUCUCUUGAUAAAGUAGCAGCUACAGUUUGGUAAAUUCUCUUUAAUUCCUUUUCAGUAAAUCUUAUUUUUCAUCCCUAUUUAUAUAUUAAUUGUAUAUUUAUACAUUAAAAUAUAUCAGACUGUUGUUCAUUUCAUUUCCAGUCCCAGUGUGAGAUCACAUUGACUGGGGGAAGUGAGGACGUCAUAAUUAUUCAUAUAUUUCCAGUACGGUGAUGAAGAUCGUAUUGUGGAUGUUUUAUCGGAGCGGGAGUUUUUGGUUUCGUUACAUCACUAAUGUCACACAGAAGCUUAUUUUUAACUGUUAUUAAUGUUUCUUGAUAUUAUUAUUUCUUAUUUCUAGUUUGUGUUGCUGUUGAAGUGUAUUGCAUUAUACAGGUGUUUUUAUAUUCUGUCCACCUCACUUAUUUCAAUGAGAAUACACUAACUAUCAGAAACACUUCAAUAUGUAGUUUAAUUCAAUUUCUCACUUUAUUGAUAUUUACUUACAAUAGUCUGUCUCUGCUGUAACAUAAAGUCUUAUUUUAAAAGAGACAGUCAUUCACAAACUUCACUCCUCCCACCUGUGAGGUGCAGUUCCACCUUUACUCCAUGUUCACCAGAGGAAACCCUGCUGUUUCACAAUAAAAGCAGAGAAAAACAGAGCUGCAGUGAGAGGAGGAGCAACACAGGAAACAAAGGUCAGCGUCAACGUCUCACUCCAGAAAUGAAAGGAAAGUCUGUCAGAGCAACAACUGAGCUGCAGCGGAGACGAGUCUGUUUCUCUCUGACAGAAAAUUAAAGUGAGUCCAUCAGGUCUUUGUCAACAACACAGCAGAGUCUCUACCAAACACUGAUUGUCUGUCGACAUGGCUUCUGCAAACCAUCUACUAUCUGAAGAUCAGUUCCUGUGCUCCAUCUGUCUGGAUGUGUUCACUGAUCCAGUCACUACACCAUGUGGACACAACUUCUGUAAGAACUGCAUCACUACACACUGGGACAUUAGUGACAGGUGUCAGUGUCCCAUGUGUAAAAAGGUUUUUAAAAGAAGACCUAAGCUUCACAUCAACACUUUCAUCUCUGAGGUGGUUGCUCAGUUCAAACAUGAAGCUCAACAGAAAACCAGCAGCAGCAGCUCAGAGCAACAAGUUUCCAAACCAGGAGAAGUUCCCUGUGACGUCUGCACUGGAACCAAACUGAAGGCCCUGAAGUCCUGCCUGGUGUGUCUGACCUCCUACUGUGAGACUCACCUGGAGCCUCACCUGACAGUGUCAGGCCUGAAAAGACAUCAGCUGAUCGACCCUGUGGAGAACCUGGAAGACAGGAUGUGUACGAAGCACGAUAAACCUCUGGAGCUGUUCUGUCAGACCGACCAGACAUGUGUCUGCAUGCUCUGCUCUGUUUUAGACCACAAGACACAUGAGUUUGUUCCUCUGAAAGAAGGAUAUGAAGGAAAGAAGGCAGAGCUGGAGAAGACAGAGGCUGAAAUUCAGCAAAUGAUCCAGAAGAGACGAGUGAAGAUUCAGGAGAUCAAACGGCUAGUCAACUUCAGCAAGGAAAAAGCAAACGGUGAGAUAGGAGAAGGUGUUCGGGUCUUCACUGCUCUGAUGGAGUCUGUCCAGAGAAGCUUGAAUAAUCUCAUUGACGAGAUCGAAGACAAACAGAAAACCACAGACAAACAGGCUGAAGACUUCAUCACAGAGCUGGAACAGGAAAUCUCUGAGCUGAUGAAGAGAAGCACUGAGGUGGAGCAGCUCUCACUCUCUGAAGACCACUUCCACCUCCUCCAAAGCUUCCCAUCCCUGAAAGCUGCUCCACCCACCAAGGACUGGACAGAGGUCAGAGUCCGUCCAUCAUCAUAUGAGAGGACUGUGGUGAGAGCUGUGGCUCAGCUGGAGGAGACGCUCAGUGAAGAGAUGAAGAAGCUGUUUGAGGCUGAGCUGAAGAGGGUCCAGCAGUAUGCAGAGGAUGUGACUCUGGAUCCUGAUACAGCCAGUCCUUAUCUCAUCCUGUCUGAUGAUGGAAAACAAGUGAAUCAUGGGGAUGUGAGGAAGAAUCUCCCAGACAACCCAGAGAGAUUUUCUUACUAUGUUAAUGUCUUAGGAAAGCAGAGUUUCUCUUCAGGCAGAUUUUACUUUGAGGUUCAGGUUAAAGGAAAGACUGACUGGGAUUUAGGAGUGGCCAGAGAGUCGAUCAACAGGAAGGGAAAAAUCACACUGAGCCCUGAAGAUGGUUACUGGACGAUAUGGUUGAGAAAUGGAAAUGAUUACGAUGCUAAUGCUAGCCCUCCAGUCCGUCUCUCUCUGAAGUCUCAGCCUGAGAAGGUGGGGGUGUUUGUGGAUCAUGAGGAGGGUCUGGUCUCCUUUUAUGACGUAGCUGCUGCAGCUCUCAUCUACUCCUUUACUGGCUGCUCCUUCACUGGGAAACUCUACCCAUUCUUCUGUCCCUGUAAUAAUCAUGGUGGUAAAAACUCCGCCCCUCUGAUCAUCUGUCCUGUCAAUCAAACUGAGUAGACUAAUAACUUUAGUUAUUUUACGAUUUGAUUUAUUUUAAUUCCAGGGAACAAAUGUACAUAUUUUAAUUACUUUGCAAUUCAUAUUAGGGAUCGACCGAUUAUCAGCCUGGCUGAUUAUCGGUGAUAAUAUACAGCAUUUUCUGAUUACCGGUAUCAUUAUGUUUUUUUAACCAAUAACCGAGAACAUAAAACAUCUCUGAGUAAACUUGUUACUGCGUUAUAUUUUAAAAGGGGAGGGACAGUUGUUGAUGGUCAUUGUGGAGGAUGUAGUGUGUGGAGCUGUGUUACAUUAUACAGUGUGUCUGUUAUUUACUUACAUUUACUGAUAUAAAUGGGGUGGACAGAAUAAUAGUAACACCUGAACGCCAUGGUGAGUGUCCUUAUACAGCAGUAGUUCUGUGUUGACAUAUCGGUUCCAAAUAUUGGUUAUCGGUCUCCUUGAUAACCGAUAAUCAGUAUCAGCCCUGAAAAAAACAUAUCGGUCGAUCCUUAAUUUAUAUCUUGUUAUUUUCUACAGAAUCUGAUUACUGCAGUGACUUUGUUGUAAGAUUAUUUUAUGUAUCCCAUUACACAGGCAACACUUUAGUUUGAUGCCUCGUCAACCCUGCAGUAGUCACCAAUGUGUCAGUCAUGACAUCGGGGGUUGACCAUUUUUUCAGGGUCGAUUCCGAAAAAGAUUAUUAGUAAACAAAAAAUACCAAUAAUCAUAAAAAUGCUGAAUAUGGCAUCUGAUAUACGGCCAGGCCGAUAAUCAGUCGAGCCCUGAUGUGUAACUAUAGAAAAUGUAUUGUUAAGUGCAGAGGUUACAAAUGGGUGGAUCACUGUCCUGGUCCAGACCCAGAUGGCAAACUGUCCGGACCUAUUACCUUUAAAUGAUUAAGAACUACAAUCAACAUUUUGGACCUUUGCUAUUUCGUACAAAAUGCAGUCUGUGUCAUUGUUAUUCAAGUUGUAAAAAGCUCAUGGACAAAGGUAAUUAGCUGAAUGCUAAUUACUGAUUAAGUACUGGUUACUUUGGACUAUUUUCUUUUGAUUUCUGAAUACUGGUAAAAUGGAUUGUGAUCUAAAGGAAUCUGUAAAUACAUGAUUGUAAAAUAAACUUGGUUGAUGUUGAAGACUUGAAACACGAGGCCUGAGUGAACGGUGAUCUGAGCACCACACACUGAAAAGAAAAGCUCAUUUUACACAUAACUGGUACAAAUUUCUUCACUCUUUUAUUUUUAAGAAGAUCUCAAUCCUGGUGGAUUUGGUGAAAACAGUAUGGCUAAUGAAUGAAUUUUGGAAUAAUUCACUGUCACAUUGUCCACCACCAUUUAUAUCAGUGAGGCUAAAUUACAGAAACAACUCUCAGUACCUUUAGACCAGGUGCAUCACUGUGGAAGUUGGAGGAUAACAUGCAGUAACAUAAACACUUUUUUGUUUUACAUUGUAUUUUAUUGGUUUAAUCACUAUCCAGUUACGCAAUGUUAUCAAUAUUUA
Messenger RNA from Seriola aureovittata, 4839 nucleotides. RefSeq names its product E3 ubiquitin-protein ligase TRIM21-like. Gene Ontology annotation, molecular function: zinc ion binding; protein binding. Bases 1715 to 3358 code for a protein of 547 amino acids. NCBI's taxonomy places the organism in Eukaryota, Metazoa, Chordata, Actinopteri, Carangiformes, Carangidae. The record is from RefSeq and is a predicted model, not a curated record. The transcript has 2 exons.